GCAUUCUCAAGCUGUCGUCUCCUUUAUUAAUUCAUCAUGCACCUUAACAUACAUUGUAAAACUAUAAACACGGAUUAUAACAUUAUAAUAUGGAUGUUGUGCUUUCAUCAAACGGAUGGUUGUGAAGUAAAUCUUUCUUGAGUAUCGUGACAUUACGUGUGGACUUCUUCUAAUAAGCAUACUAGAUUUUUGGUAAUGUAUCAAUCAACGUACAUAACAGAGCUUACACCAUGACUUAUUAAUUCGACCAUAUGUUUUGAAAUGGAGACUAUUAAGGAUCAACUUAAUUUGACCAAAUGGAGAUAUGGGCAUAUAAAAUAUUACAGCUUUAUAUUUGGAUCAUUUAGUUUGGUCUGGUUAAAUUAGUGAAAUUUAGUGUCAUAGUUUCAAAGGACUUUCUAUUAUAGACAAGAAGCCAGCAGAAAGCCCCAUUCACAGGACACACUCUUAUAGUCUAGGAGUCUUCCAGAGGUAAACUGAAUACAAAGAACAUAUUCUUAUAGUCCUGGAGUUGGAAGUCAAAACCCUCCAUACGAAGGAUAUACUUUUAUAGCCAGAAGUUUGGAAGCAGUUAGCUCCAUACGAUACUAAGUAUUAGAAUCUGUUUUGCGAAUACACAAUGAUAAAAUACGAAGAAAUAAAAUAUCAUGUACCAAAUAAGCUCAUGUUUAAAACAUGCAGAAAACUUCCAAAAGGACUAGUAUUACUGUUAAUUGCAGGAUGCAUAGCCAUGGUCAUAGUGUUUCUUCGAACUCACGGUGGAUUGACGAAACGGUCCUUGUCUAAAACAAUUCCUAUACAAAAUGUUCGGUCUUUCACUGGACGAAAGCCAAAAGUCUAUAGGACAUCAGAUAUUGACAUGGAUCCACUGAGGAUAGCAUCUCCAUAUUACAAGAUGAAAAUUCCACAGAAUAGUACAUGUAAAGAAAAACGACCAGUGUUGCACAAGUAUAAUCUUCCAUUAACAGCUUUGAUUAGUUACCCAGGUUCAGGAAGUACCUGGGUGAGGCAUUUAGUUCAACAACUUACAGGUAUAGCUACUGGAUCUCCUGCUUGUAGAAGGAAGUUGAAGACUUCCAAAUCAUUCGCAGUAGGGGAAUGUGUUAACAACGGCAAGGUCAUUGUAAUUAACUCGAACGACAGAUACAGACACAAAAAGUUUGAGAAAAGAUUUGCCAAACUUAUUAUUUUGUACAGAGACCCUUUUGACACUCUCAGAUCAGUUUAUAGUUCGAAACAUCCGGGACAUUCUGAAUCUGUUGAUUCAGAAAUUUUUAAUGUCAGAGGAUGGUAUGAAUUUGUGCGAGACCAUACAACACUCUGGGAGCGUUAUUACACCGAAUGGUUAGAAGCCGAGAGACCCGUGUUUUUACUUUACUAUGAGGAUUUAAAAACUAAUUUACCUGCUACGCUGAAAAAGUUAGCACAUUUUCUAGAAUGGCGGGUCCACAAAAAGGACAUAGACUGUACUGUGGUGACGUCCGAAGGUCAUUUUCAUCGAAGACAUGUGCAUAAUAUUACGAACUCAGAAAUAUUUGUUGGGAAAUUAUGGCAUAAAUUAGAAGAUGCCGAACUGAAUCUGGCUGAAAUAGCAAGUGAGCGGCGCAAAGCAGGGAACUAUAUAGAAUCUGGAACCAGAUUAAGGAAAAUUUUAGAGAAGGCUGACGAAGAAGAUAAAGAGGAUACGUCGCUGUAAAAUGAAUUUAACUUCCGACACUGUCAUGGCGCAUGUCUGAAAUAUAAAAGCGCCAGAUUAAAACAGGUCUAUGUGGUGUCAGUUAAACUGCAAUAUUUACAAUCAAAUGUUAGUAAUAUACCAUAACAACACUUAGAUUCAGUAAUAUACCCUAACAACACUUAGAUUCAGAAUAGGACAUAUUUCUUUAAUGGCAUUUUAAGUACUACAAUUGCAUUUAUAUAUGUUAACUUUAAUGUCUUGUGUUUUAUAAGUCAUGGAAUAAGACAUUUUGGUUUAUACAACACAAUCAUUAAUCUACAAUUUAUACAUGUUAUACAGCUAGUGCUAAGCAUUCUAUAUAAGUCACACAGGGAAAAAUAUAAGUAAUAAUAUGAUUUCUCACAGUAAGUAUCAGACACAUAGUUUGUUUUUGUUUGUGUUAAGUUAUUAAGUUACUAUAUAAAUAAUAUUUUAUUGUGAUAAUAAUCAAAUCAUAUUGCAAACAAGAAAGUUAAAUAAUAAUUGUAAAACAAUUGAAUUAUCAUUUAUAAAAAAAUAUUGCCCUAUAGCUGUACGAUACAAUAGAAAAUGACCUGCAUAGGUUACAUGUACUUUCUAAAAAAGGGAACACAUGUUGAUCAAAUUCAUUAUGUACAGUGUUACACAGGAGAAAGUGAAUGUAUUUGAAGUAGGUGGGAAGUUCGUUAUUCGAUAUAAAGGAUCAUCGGAAGGUAUUGACAAAAAGAGAUUCACAAUAAGUGAAUGACUCCAACAUGUAAACCUAUAUGCUGUAAACAUUUGGUUAAUAAAGUAAUCAAUUUCA
Molecule: messenger RNA, 2501 nt
Organism: Mytilus californianus (California mussel)
Lineage: Eukaryota; Metazoa; Mollusca; Bivalvia; Mytilida; Mytilidae
Product: WSC domain-containing protein 1-like
Exons: 3
Coding region: 620-1696 (358 amino acids)
Molecular function (GO): sulfotransferase activity
Source: RefSeq, a predicted model, not a curated record